Funneliformis geosporum is the source of this 228-nucleotide messenger RNA. Lineage: Eukaryota; Fungi; Glomeromycota; Glomeromycetes; Glomerales; Glomeraceae. The record is from the annotation of a GenBank genome assembly.
AUGUUCAAACAAGAAGAUAACCAAAUGCGCGAUAAUCUACAACAGCAGGCAGGAAUGCAGGAGGACAGAUAUAACCAAACACGCAAUAAUCUACAACAGCAAGCAGAAAUGCAGAGAUUCGCAAAAAAAUCUUAUGAGUGCACUUCCAGUGUUGUUAAUACUAUUAAAUUUAUUGUAGCCCUUAUUAGCGCUAUAGUUACGAUAAAUUACCUUAUCCAGAUAAGAAAC